Molecule: messenger RNA, 798 nt
Organism: Phragmites australis (common reed)
Lineage: Eukaryota; Viridiplantae; Streptophyta; Magnoliopsida; Poales; Poaceae
Product: transcription factor APG-like
Exons: 4
Coding region: 1-798 (265 amino acids)
Biological process (GO): regulation of DNA-templated transcription
Molecular function (GO): protein dimerization activity; DNA-binding transcription factor activity
Source: RefSeq, a predicted model, not a curated record
AUGGCCCUCCUCAGCCUCCCCUCCCGGUCCGGCAACCCUACCUCCAAGGCCUCCCGACCUGGUCGCCGCCCCUCCCCAGCCUCCCCACCGCCCUACCUCCCCGCCACGGCGCCGCCACCCCUCCACGGCCUCCCUGCCCUGCCAGUCCGCCACCGCGGCACCACCCCACCUUCCCGCCACCGGCCCACAACACCUCCCCGCUCCCCCUCCUCGACCUCCCUGCCUGAUCGCCCCGCCUCCACGCCGUCGCCCUCCUCCCCGGCCUCUCCGCCCGGCCACGGUGCCACGCCUCCACAAGCCACCACCUCCCCGUCGCCCCUCGCUGGCCUCCGCGUUGCCCUGCAUCGCCUCCCCGCCGCCCCUCCCCGACCUCCCCGCCGCCGCAGCGGGACGAGACUCUCCGACCCGACGGGCGCCCGAAACUCGAUGGGCGCUCGGCAGAGGAGACGAGACAGGAUUAAACAGAAGAUGAGAGCCCAACAAGAGCUCAUACCUCACUGUAAUGAUAAGGCGUCAUUGCUGGACGAGGCUAUCGAGUACCUGAAGUCGCUGCAGCUGCAAGUGCAGCUGCCAUCCUCCGCAGCCAUCGUCGACAAGGUAGCCAGAGAGUAUGGAGCCGUCGCUGUUCUCCUGCACCACCUCAGGUUGCUGCUGCUGAAGGCCGCUGGCUGCCUUAGGUCACCGCUGCUAAAGAGCGCAGUAACACCUGCUAGGAGGGGCAACACGGAGGGCCUGUUGCUAUUUGCUGCUACUUGGCAAUUGAGGAAUGAGGAGGAAGGAGGGGAAGAGCAAAGAUAG